Prorocentrum cordatum is the source of this 2930-nucleotide messenger RNA. NCBI's taxonomy places the organism in Eukaryota, Dinophyceae, Prorocentrales, Prorocentraceae. The record is from the annotation of a GenBank genome assembly.
CGCGGCCAGCAGGACCCCGUGGAGGACGACGAGGGUGGCCCAGACCGUCCCCCGGCAGUCGGCUCAGGACAGCAAUGACAGCAGCAGCUCCAGCAGCGACGAGGCGGAACCGCAGCCGCUGCCGCAGGGGAGGACCCGAAGAAGAAGAAGAAGAAAAAGAAAAAGCAGAAGAAGAAGAAGAAGCACGCGUGUAAGCAUUACAGUUCGGAGGUCGGCAAGGAUUUCAUGGAUCGGCACUAGACCCUCCCUGACGGCGCCCGUGGCUCGUUCCGCACCGCAGGGAAGGGGGUUCCAGCGCCGAUCGAAAAGAUCCGCACAGACCUCCGAAAGUGCCUGCUCUCGCCGCUUCGUCUUCGUCGAAGGACGAUCUCCUAUCCCUCCCUCGCCGCCGACGAGGAGGACGCGGAGGAGGACUACUUCGGCCCCCAGCGCAGCAUGACGAUGGUCUGGGACGACGACCUUCCCGAGGACCAUGGCAUCACGUCGACGGAAGCAACCAUGAGCCUCAUCACGGCGAUCAUCGGCGCGGGUAUAAUGGCAUUACCUCAGCUGCCAGUGGCAGGCGGACUGGUUUUCUGCGUUGUCCUCAUGUUCGUGACUGCGGCCGCUACGAUGGAGGCUGGCAGUGCCUUCUUCCGAAGUACGAUGGCCAACAAUAUCGUUGUCGGUCGCGGCUUGAAGUUCUCGAGCACGUAUAUCCAUACCUACGAAGAUUUCGGUCGCGCGGCUUAUGGCCCAGCUGGCGAGAAAUUGAUACGAUUUUUUCUGGUAAUUUGGUUCGUGGGCGGAAGCUGCGGCUUCGUGAUUCUAAUGGGCCAGAACGUGCAGAACAUUCUGGCGCCUGUCGUUUCCCUAAGCUACCGUAUCUGGGUCCUCCUUCUUGCCCCGCUGCUCUGGUUUUUGGCUAUGAUGCGAGACGUCAGCGCGAUUGCGAAGUUAACGCCGCUUGGUGUCGCGUCCGCGUUCGGGUCAUGCAUCAUAAUCGUGUCUUGCAGCAUCAUGGACAUGAAAGUCUGGGAGGAAUGGCCAGAACAGGAUUUGAAAGAGCUCCACAACAUGUGGCCAGCCGGUGGCCUCCUGUCGCUUGGGAGUUUGACAGCCACAGUAUUUGGUGCAUUUGCUUGCAUCGCCAAUGUACCGUCGAUCAUGGACGAGAUGAAAGAGAAGCAACGCCUCAUGAGGUCCUUCAGGUCUGCAAUCAUCAUUGUCACGGCACUGUACAUCGGCGUCAUGGUGAUGGGGUACCAUGCUUACGGGAAUUUCAUCCAGUCUAAUUUAGUGGACUCUCUAACAUACCAUCCCGCGAAUUGGGAGGAGGCUCAAACUCUGAAGCCUAAAGACUGGACCGGCAGCGAGAGGAUCAUCUUGCCGACAGCUAUGUCGUUUUGUGUGGUGGUAAAUCUGAUCAUCAGCUACCCGCUGAUUUUGGCACCUGUUUUUCUCGCCUUUCAGGGAACGACCUACGGGAAAGAGAACAUGAAGGUGGGAACCACCAUGAACUACGUAAUGCGCACUCUUGUUGUGGCGUUCACCAUAGGAGUCCCACUUUUGAUCACGGAGUUCAGCCUCGUGUUCAAUUUGUUCGCCAGCAUUUGCGGCCCAGUACUUGGAGUGGUGAGUCCAAUAAUCUUCGGCUGGAUGAUUCGCAAGGCGGUCAAGGCCAAGCCUUCUGGCUUUGGGCGCACCAUUUGGCAUGGGUUUCUGAUGCUGCUGUCAUUAUUCUGCAUCGCUGUCGGGCUCAUGGAUUCUACGCAAAACCUCAUUGCCUCAUUCAGCAACUAAGAUCCCUCGGGGAAGUGAUCGAGGUUGGAACCGCGGUGCAGCGGUAAUCAUUUUAGCCUGCGCCACAGGUCGCGGAGGUGGACGGGGAGAAAGGGAAGUAGGAGGAGAACGGAGCCUGGACGCGGGGGCUUUCCUCAAGACGAGACCUAUGAUGUUCCAACCUGCUUUUAGCCUUGAGAGCCAGCGACUUUAUACACCGCCACCCUCCUUGAGGUACACGCAUCGGAGGGAAUAUCUGCAUCUAUGUCGCCGCGCCGUUUGUUCCGACGCGCGACUUUCCGUCUUUGAGAGGGCGCCGUGGGCGCAAGAGCAAACGCCGCCUCGGGCGCGGUGGAUUCGCCGUGGGUUCGCCGCGGCGCCGGCGUCGUCCACUCGGGCGCGGGGCGCAGGGCCUGCCGCGGGUUUGCUGUGUCGGCGUUGUAACAUUUGUCGCGUCGAGAACAAACAGCGUGGCGUCGACAACUUUCGUGGCGUAAGUCUCGAGAGACUGUCGGUGCGAUGGGUUCUCCCAGGGGGGUGUGGAGCACAGUGGCGCAGCUACGGCAUGCUCGCUAGGGCAGGCUGCCGCACCGUGCACGUGGCGGCGAGCCUGACAUGUCACAUACGGCGAACGUCAUUUAUAUGUUUGCUGGCAUUUGGGAAGUCAGCCGCUGGCAAAGCUCUGCGCAGCGACCAACCAGGGUAGCGGCAUACCGGCGAGGCAGAUUCAAGCAGCCGGGCUUACUAUUCUGGCGUGUCUGUUCGCAUCAUCGGAGGUUUUGCAUUUUGAUCGAUCGUUCAAUAUUUAAUCAGUCUUGCCGUUGGCGCAACGUAUGGUGCCACAUGGUUUGACACUUUGUGUUUUUAGGGGAAGAUGCGGUGCGAGAUCAUUGCGCAGUGACCAACCAGGGCGGCGGCAUACCCGCGAGGCUUUUUCGAGCAGGCGGGUUUGCUACCUUGGCGCGUCUUCUUGCACCCGCCCCCUGCAGGUUUAUCCGUCAGUUGGCCCCUCAGCAUUCCUUUUGGGAUUGUAGACCGAUCUCAGUUUUGUGCCACCCUGGCUUCCUAAACAAAACAGUCCCGGCGAGGACCAUCUCGGCGAGGGCCAUUGAUGAGUCUUGGGUUCGCAACGGUCUUCCCCCUCGUUCUUCCCCAUUCCAUUUCCUUAU